This is a messenger RNA of Cercopithifilaria johnstoni, 903 nucleotides long. The record is from the annotation of a GenBank genome assembly. NCBI's taxonomy places the organism in Eukaryota, Metazoa, Nematoda, Chromadorea, Rhabditida, Onchocercidae.
AUGAUAGAUCCACCGCUAGAAAAAGCUCGACGAAUGUUCCACAUUGAAAAUCGUACUGUUGUUAAUUGUAUAUCCGAAUUCUAUGGUACCCUACUGCUACUGUUUAUUGGUAUCUGUAUAGUCCACCAAUACGAUUUGUCGCAUAAACAAUUGAAUACAUGGAUGCAGAUCAAUAUUGGAUGGGGAUUAGCGAUCAUGCUUUGUGUGUAUACCUGUUCGAAAACAUCAGGAGGACAUUUGAAUCCAGCAAUCUCGCUAACGUUUUACACGCUUGGAAAAUUGCCUCUUUCACAUGUCUUCUACUAUACUAUCGCGCAAGUUCUUGGCGCUUUUGUCGGUACAGCGCUUGCAUAUAGCCUUUAUCUAGAUCAAACGUAUCAUGUUGUCGGUGAUCUUCGCAUUGCAGCAGGUCCAAAUGGUACAGGAGGAUUGUUCACUUCAAUGCCCGCACCUCAUGUCUCAAAUGCGAUCGCAUUCUGGGAUCAAAUGGUUGGUACAGGAUUUUUGGCACUAUUUGCAUGUAUGAUCACAGACAAACGUUUGGAAAUUCCAGCAAGUAUUCAUCCGAUUCUUUUUGGAUUACUUGUUGCAAUGAUUGGUAUGGCAUGUGGAAUGAAUCUUGGAUAUCCCAUUAAUCCUGCUCGAGAUUUUGCGCCACGUGUUUUUGCUGCCAUGAUCGGAUAUGGUUGGGAUAUGUUUAGCUAUCAUAAUUACUAUUUCUGGAUUCCAAUAUUGGCACCGUUUGUUGGAGCAAUUGCUGCAGCUUGGUCAUAUUUCAUCUUCGUUGGUUUCCAAAUUCCGGAUCAGCCACCAAGUUAUAUGAAAGAAAAUAAGACGGACGGUGAUGGUAUUCCAUUAAAAACAACGUAUGGUGACUUUUAUUUUUUUGGCGUGUUUUUAUAA